GAUCUCGGUCGGUCAGUCGACAUUCAGAGCUGAAUCGAGGUGGUUUUGUGCGGCGGAUUAAAGCGGAGUUAAUAUCUGGGGAUUGUGUUCGAUUGCAUCCCGAGAUAAGUGACCCUUUAAAACCCGGUGUACAAUGCGCAAAUCGCCGGGCAGUUUGGCCUCCGAGGCCUUCUCGAGUUCCAACUCCUCGCUGAGCAACUCCUACAGCGAUGGCAGCGAUCUGGCCAACUGGGAGGAGUACGUGGCCACCGAUGGCAGUCUCUUCUACAUGGAGUAUGUGAAAAAUGAAAAGACUGCUGGCUCGGCGGAGCGACGGGUGGAUUUCAUGCGGCGAUCGUUGCGCCUGGGAAAGAAAUCGUCGCGUCGCCAGUCUCAUGGAAACAAUCAGAAUCAGAGUCAGAGUCAGAACCAAAACCAGUUGGAUUCCCAGGCGGAGCAGCAAGAGUUCCGAUUCUCACAGUUCAAGACAAGUGCCCCCGAUCCCAAGAAACUGGAUCUGGUGAUCACAGCCGCGGAUCGGUUUCGUUUCGGCCGAAGAUCCACGGCAGUGGAAUCCAUUCUGGGCUUCCGGGUCUUGCCCUUUCCGGAUCAACCGGAGUGUCUGAUGGUCGAUGGUUUCGUCCACGAUCUGAGUGCCCUGCAACACGGCAUCAAGCGGGGCGAUUGGUUCAGAUCACUCAAUGGCAUUGAGUUGUAUGCCAGCAAUGUGGACGAGUUGCUGCAGCAGUUUGUGGAACCCACUCAGGUGUGUUUGGGCUUCCAAUCCUGUGGCUCAGCUGCAGCCGUUUCCCCCACAGAUCCUGGCUACAAUCAAAGCCUGCAGGAGGAGCAGGUCUGCAAGGUGGAGAACUUUGCCAUGUUUACGGAGAAGUUUGAGCAAAUGCUGAUCAGUGGAGGAAAUACCGGAAAUUCGCAGGAUAUAAGCCUUCCGUUUGCCAUGUUGCUUCUGCCACCGGAGUGCUAUCAACAUGAACAGCAGCAGGACUCCCUAUACUAUUAUCCCGAGACCCCGGACAACUUCCUUUUCAAGGCUCGCGGCAGUUUUUUAACUCUGCAUGCGGUUCUCAGCGAAUUGCAAACGCAACCUUUGAGUUCCCGACUUUCCGUGGAUGAAGUGCAGUAUCAUGUUAAUUACCGCCGACUGAAUGGCUUCCUGGUUCUUUUCGCCUACGCCGGCGGACUUUGCAGUGCAGCGGAGUGCAGCCUGCGAUCGGACGAGCUUAUUGGAUACAUAAGAUUUUCCCUGCCCGGUUUGGUCCUGGAGAGCUUCAAUCAGGAUGGGGAACAGGGAAACACUUCCACAUUGAAGCUCUUUCUGCGACACUUUUGUGAGAUUCAGAGGACUCGCCUGCUGGCCAGAUGCCGUGGUCACAUCCGUUUCGAGGAGCUUCUUGGACAAUCCCGCAGCUUACCACUGCCCAAGGAAGCUCAGCUGAGAAUCUUUGAUGCCCUGAGUGAAAUGGAGGCCAUGGACUAUCGCAAUUGGAACGAUGAGCCACUGACCACCCAUCGCGAGUUCUUCAUUUACGGAAGUGCCUUGUACUACGACGGGUUCCUGGUGGCCAGUCUACUUCCGCCGGAAGUAAGGGUCAGUGUGGAGGGUUUCCUGCGCUGCCGUGGGAUCUUCGAGUUGCUGGGAGCUGCUCCGGGAAUCAGAGUGCGCGAGAUGUACAUCUGGGAGGAGAUCAUAUUGCCCAGUGCCACUGGCCGCUACUUUCUAACCAUCUGCACCAGGAACCACUUGAGCCUGGCAGUCAUCCUGAAGAUCUUCGAUGCUCCGGACAUGGCACCCGAUGCCGUGGUGAGUCCUUCGCUGUUCUACAUCGAGGAGAUACAGGAAACCCUCGAUCACCUGGUGCAAUGCGGCAUCGAAUCGCUGGCCAUGUUCUGGUCCGUUUCCAACAAGAGACCCGAGGUGCUGGAGGCCACGGCUGGCGAGAACCGGGAUCAGCAGGAGAAGGAGCCCAACAACCGGCUGGAGUCCUUCCUCAAGCAGAAACUAACUGUUUUGAGUCCUUCCGUGGAGGAGGAGGCUCAAUUGUGCUCCUCGCUGGGAGGAUCCUCGAUACACAGUCUAACUCCCAGCGAAGAUGACUCCUCCCGCAGGCGACUGACCCCGAUCCAUGGCGCUGGCGAGGAUUCGGACAGCGGUUCCGAUUGGGAGAACUUUGCCGUGCAGCAUCCCCUGCAUUAUGGCCUGAAUUUGGGUGCCGAGAGCCACAAUCAAAGCCAGAUGACCGAGUCCAUGUGGAAGGAGAUCAAUAAUGUGGUGCCCGUGAAGAUUUCCGCCGGCUGGAAGAAUUCCGUGCUGCACUACGUUUAUAUUGACAUAGCAAAUGGAUCGCUGUUUGCUCCAUUCACCGAGAGUUCCGACAGCGCAUCAUUUCUGUCGGAGAUUCGCCAGGCUUGCCACAUAAUCCACGCUGUGCUGGAAAAAUCGAAACAUUAUCGAAGGCAGCUCACGGAAGCCACAAGAUCGCAGAAUGCUUCGAAUGGCCAGAGCAGUCAUGCAGUUUCGCUGGUCAAGGAGCAUGGCAUGACCCUGGAGGUCAGCUCACCAUCCAAGUCGGAGGGUCAAAGCCAAUCCUCGAGGAGCAGUCGCUUUGUGGUUGUCGGCCGCCUGUUUCAAUCGCCAGCCAAGGAGGUCUACGUCUGCCAUCGAUCCGAUGUCCCCCAAAACAUUGUUGAAAUGGCCUUCCGAUUGUCCUUUUUCUCCAUGGGUUAAAAGGUUAUACUGGUUAGAUAUAAUAAAGAAUUUAAGUCAAUAACAUAUUUAAAUUUGUCAGAAUCAAUUAGUUAAAAAAAAAAUAUAUAUCACAACCAAUAAGCAAACAAA
This is a messenger RNA of Drosophila ficusphila, 2836 nucleotides long. It is a transcript of the gene in, whose product is annotated as protein inturned. NCBI's taxonomy places the organism in Eukaryota, Metazoa, Arthropoda, Insecta, Diptera, Drosophilidae. Bases 134 to 2725 code for a protein of 863 amino acids. Gene Ontology annotation, biological process: nervous system development; establishment of planar polarity; cilium assembly. Gene Ontology annotation, cellular component: cytoplasm; cilium. The transcript has a single exon. The record is from RefSeq and is a predicted model, not a curated record. Gene Ontology annotation, molecular function: protein binding.